Molecule: messenger RNA, 460 nt
Organism: Cylicocyclus nassatus
Lineage: Eukaryota; Metazoa; Nematoda; Chromadorea; Rhabditida; Strongylidae
Source: the annotation of a GenBank genome assembly
CCUCCGGCUAUACCCACGGCUAGCGACACCCGCCCAACCCAACCCACUAUCACUCAUGCACAGCUACAGUAUUAUCAGGCUCUUAUUUGUACUGUUGGCUGCCGUUUGCGUGUUCGCAGAACUGGAAGAAGCCGGCAGCGAACCCGAAUACUUCAUUCCUUACUUGAAGAAAGCCGGACCAUCAGGUCCGUUGCGAUUCGGUAAACGAAAUGGUCCAUCUGGUCCGCUACGUUUCGGCAAACGAUCAUUACCGGAUUCAUCAGCGUACGCACCACAACAGCCGUACCCAUACUUCCCGUACCUUGUGUAGAUAACUCUCUAUCUGACGUCUCCCUCUCUCCUUCUGUUGUUACGGAUUCUGAUGACCAUCCGACGCCGAUCUCAAAAUGUGAACGUGUGUGUCCGUCAUCUGGUUGUAUCUGGUCAAAUUACUUUGAUCGAGCGCUGUUAAAUGUGUUUG